Messenger RNA from Tachysurus vachellii, 2136 nucleotides. It is a transcript of the gene lmo3, whose product is annotated as LIM domain only 3. The transcript has 4 exons. The record is from RefSeq and is a predicted model, not a curated record. Gene Ontology annotation, molecular function: transcription coactivator activity; DNA-binding transcription factor binding. Gene Ontology annotation, cellular component: nucleus. Bases 415 to 852 code for a protein of 145 amino acids. Lineage: Eukaryota; Metazoa; Chordata; Actinopteri; Siluriformes; Bagridae. Gene Ontology annotation, biological process: positive regulation of transcription by RNA polymerase II.
AGCGCGCGCCGUCACUCCGGCUGUCUCUUAUUAAGCUAACGACCUGUUUUUCUCUUCGUCUAGUUGUCUUACCGGUGAGGGAUUGGCUUCUCGAGAUCAUAAAAACCAGGAUCCGCUAUUCCUCGAGUCUCAUUCGCUGUUGAGCAAGUUGUUCCGUGCUUUCCGCUAUGCUUAAUCCGUGCUCACUCAGUCGAAAACACCUGUAGAUUUUUUUUUAAAACUGUGUGUUUGCGCGAUCCUCAAGGACCUCGUUAUAUCCGAGCGGAAGAUAACCGUGAUCUGCAGCUCGAGGUCUGUUUCGUGAACUUUUGAUUUUCUUGCUUUGAGGAAUAUAGAGAGGGAGUGUGUCCCAGUGCAGCCUGUAUAGCUACUGAAGUUCACUGUUCUGCAUAAGUUGGACAAAAAGGUAUACAAAUGCUUUCCGUCCAGCCGGACACCAAGCCAAAAGGCUGUGCCGGCUGCAACCGGAAGAUCAAGGACCGCUAUCUGCUGAAGGCCUUGGACAAAUACUGGCACGAGGACUGCCUAAAGUGUGCAUGCUGUGACUGCCGCCUUGGCGAGGUGGGCUCCACGCUGUAUACCAAGGCCAACCUCAUCCUCUGCCGGCGGGACUACCUCCGGUUGUUUGGCGUGACGGGGAACUGUGCAGCCUGCAGCAAGCUCAUCCCAGCCUUCGAGAUGGUUAUGAGAGCCAAGGAGAAUGUCUAUCACCUGGACUGCUUUGCCUGCCAACUCUGUAACCAGAGGUUUUGCGUGGGGGACAAAUUCUUCCUGAAAAACAACAUGAUCCUGUGUCAGACGGACUACGAAGAGGGGCUGAUGAAGGAAGGCUACGCCCCGCAGGUUCGCUGACCCCAAAACAACACUCGCUUGUGAGGAGAGAGCUGCGAGAGGACCUGAAAGGGGACAUGCAGUCAGACACCAAAAGCACUACCAUCCUCUCCAGCCCUUAUCCUUGAUAAUGUACAUAAGAAACGCCCACUAUGGGGCACUGCUGUACAGAAUAGCCAUAGAGACUUGUUGUGAGUGGGGAAGGGGGUUUUGCAAGUCCCCCUAAGCAAAGUGACACUGGUCUUGGAUAUUGCUGUGGCUCUUUUGAAACAACCCCCUUCUUUUCCCCUGCCCCAAGACCCAUGGCCUCAUGGAGACAAUCCACCCUAAGGCCUGACAACUCACACACAUUUACACACACAAAUCUGCAAAAAAAAAACAAAAAAAAAUGCACCACAUUCUUAGACCCCUCACCACUGACCCCUUACUUCACUCUCAGGCUAAGGAUGAUAAUGGAAAAAAGGGAAAACAAUCAUUGCGUGAUGAAAAGGUAUAAAUGUAGUCCUGUCAGCUGGGAGCGAGGGAGCCAUGUCAAUAUAAGACCUCAGGUCGAGGGGGUUUCCUUAUUUCUAUUACUUUUUUCUCUUUUGCUUUUAUGAGAAAAAGCUCAGUCCAGCUGAGCACAACUCAGCUCUUUCUCUCGCCUGUUUCCUAUUGGUACAGCAGACCUGCUGGAAUUGCUACACUGACACAACUUUAUUACUAAGAUUAUUCAUGUUCUGCUUGCUUUGUAUGUAAAACAGCCUCCAGAGAUCAUUGUCAGGACACUGUAGGGAUUCGGCACACAAGUCAGUUUGUUAUAUGGGGUGGGAGGGUGGUGUCGGAUUUACUUCUUUUAUACGAUGUAUUUAUUUGAACCCCUUAUUUUUGUUUGUUUUUGUUGUUCUUGUUGUUGAGCAUCAUACUGAGGCUUUGUCCUUGACAUGUUUAUACUUGAAUUGGAUCACUGUCCAGUUGCUGAGCCUCUUGUCCAGGCUUCACAAGUCCGGCCUCAUUACUGCACACUGACAAACACUUGUGGUAUGUUGAAGAACAAGUCAGCUCACAUAAACCGGAGGUCUGUAACCUCCGAUUUACCGGCUUCGACAUGUUUGUCGAAGUGCAUGUUAACGCUACUGUACCGCAUUUAAGCAGCAUCCAACUGUCACUUCAGUUAACUUCUGAAAGUGAGGGCAAAGCCUCAAGAAAAGACAAACUGAUUUGUAAAUGGUGGUUGUACAUAUUUAAAAAAAAAAAUAAAAGUAUUCUUUUUGGCUUGCUAUUAAAGAAUUUUCUUUUAAGUGACACUCAGCAUGAGAUGUUUAU